AUGGCAGUCGGCCAGUUGAAGACAUUGAUCGGAUCGAUCAGGAGGAAGCCCUCUACCGCUCCCGACCGCAAGACGAAUGGCGAAGCAGAACUCAACCCUCUGAACGAGAAGACCUCGCUCAUUCAUGACAUAACACAUAUGGGCGUGAAAAACAUGAAGACCGUAGCACAGGGCUUGACCACCAUUGCAUCCGGCGAGCCUAUGGACGACAAGGAGCUAUUACUGGAACAUGGCGUCGCUGCCCUCCAGGCUGCACCACCAAACAGCGGACUUUCUGCAACGGUAUCAGAAGGGUUCAUCAAAAUGCUUUACAACGAUCUACCUCACCCACCAGUGACGCUAGCUGGACCUACCGCCAGAUACCGAAGACACGAUGGAGGUAACAACAAUCCUUGGAAUCCCGAGAUGGGCAAGGCCGGCACCCCCUACAGUCGAAGUGUUCCUCCAUUGAGACCGAAAGGUCCUAAUCUCCCCGAUCCCGAGCUUGUCUAUGAGCAGCUUCUCAAGAGAAAAGGACCGUUCCGUGAACAUCCUUCUGGUCUCAACAGAUUGUUCUUCUCCUUCGCCACCAUCGUCAUACAUGAAUGCUUCCAGACUUCUCGGACAGAUCCUUGGGUCAACGAAACUUCGAGUUAUGUUGAUCUGAGUACUCUGUAUGGAAACACAGGAGUCGAACAAGAGCGCGUACGCACAUAUGAGAAUGGAACAAUCUAUGCAGACUCGAUUGCUUCAGAAAGAAUCAUGAUGAUGCCACCAGGCGUUAUUGCGGUCUUGGUCAUGUUCUCAAGAAAUCACAACAGUAUCGCACACUCAUUGCUUGCUAUCAACGAGGACGGCAAAUACAAAGACUGGGAUACCUUGGACGAGAAGAAGAGAACUGAACAAGAUGAAGACAUCUUCCAACUUGCUCGCAAUAUUAAUGUUGGCUUCUUCGCGACGGUCGUCCUUAAAGAUUAUGUCGCAGCCAUCUUGAACACUCCAAGAGCCAAUUCGGAAUGGUCUCUCGACCUUGGUGCUGAGAUCAAGCAAGCCGGUACACGAGUCGAGCGUGGUACGGGAAACGUCGUUUCGGUCGAAUUCGCUGUCCUCUACCAUUGGCAUGCGGCUUUGAGUGCAGCUGACGCAAAGUGGAUGGAAGAUCUACUCAAGAAGAAUCUUCCAGGACUCAAGUCGAUCGACGACGUGACACCGGACAUGUUCAAGAAGGUCCUGAUGACUGAGGGCCAUAAGCUGAAAGACUCCCUGCCCAGAGAGUGGACCUUCGGAGGCAUUAAGAGAAAGUCAGAUGGCAAGUUUGACGACGCUGAUCUCGCAGAGAUCAUCAAGGAUUGCAUCGAGUCUCCAGCACAUGCCUUUGGUGCGCACGGUACACCUGCCAGUUUAAAGAUUGUCGAUAUUAUGGGAAUGCUCCAGGCUCGUGACAAGUUUCAAGUCUGCACAAUGAACGAAUUUCGCCGGUACCUGAACCUGAAGGCAUACUCUAGCUUCGAAGAGUGGAACCCCAACAAGGAGACUGCCAGAGCUGCAGAGCUUCUGUACGGCCACAUUGACAAUCUCGAGUUGUAUCCGGGACUCAUGGCCGAAGUCACCAAGCCUCCUAUGGCUGGUAGUGGUGUCUGUCCAGGCCAGACGACUGGUCGUGGUAUCCUUGACGAUGCCGUGGCGCUAGUCAGAGGAGACCGCUUUCUCUCUUACGAUUUCAACAGUUCGACUCUGACAAACUGGGGUGUGACUAAGCUCAGCACUUCUCCUCCAGGAGCUUAUGGAGGCAUGCUUCCACAGUUGCUCCUCUCCGGACUUCCCAAUGCCUUCACUGGCACUUCUUCGUAUGCUCUAUUGCCGUUCUAUACACCAAAAGCUGCCGCCGGUAUUCUCAAGGGCAAUGGAGUGAUCGAUCAGUACGAUCUCACAAGACCGCGAAGUGAUAGAACUAUCAUCUCUGUUCACACACAAGAAGGUUGCAAGAAGGUCUUCGAAGAUCGCGAGAACUUUCGCGUCAUGUACCAGGCUGCAAUCAGACAAUGUACAGACGGACAUGACUUUAUGAUUGGAUGGGAUCAACAGAAGAAGCAUGACGACAGAUCCAAGAUCCUUCACAAGGUGUUCUUCGAAGAGAACUUCGAGGCAAACGUCACAAAGUUCUUCCGUACGAAUAUCCCACAGCUCAUCUCGAAGAGCUCGCUCAAGUACCAAGGAACCAGACGGUCCAUCGAUAUUGUCCGGGACGUCACCAACGUCACACCUAUUCUCUGGUUAGCAUCUCGUUUUGCGAUACCACUCAAGACUGCCGAGAAUCCUCGAGGCAUGUUGUCAGUCCCUGAGCUCUUCGGUAUCUACUUGGUGCUGUUCAUGUAUCAGAGCUUCAAUAUCCAGCCUCUUGUUGAGACUACAUUGCGCGAGGGUGCCAUGAAGGUUGCACCAGUCCUACGCAAGAUCCUGCAGGCUCAUCUCGAGACCCAGCGAGGCUACAAAGAGAAUGUCGUGGAUUGGCUUGCCAAAGGCUCCGCUUACGAAGUUGGUCCAGACGCUGAUCGCAUCUACCAUGCGUUGAACGCAACAAAGCUUCCCAUUGGCGACCUGGUUGGUGAUUGUAUCGGCAUGGGCGCUCCAGUCGCCGGUAACAUAACUCAACAAGCAUCGCUGCUCAUCGAUCUGUUCCUCAGCCCUGGCUAUGAAGUCUACAAAGAUCGCAUCGUCGAGCUCGCUCACAGAGAUGAUCCCGCAUCAGAGCGCGAGCUUCAGGGGUUCGUCUACGAAGGUAUGCGCCACGCAGGCGUAGUCCCAGGACUCCCUCGCGUCGCUUCUCAAGACGUCACCAUCAACGACGGCGCCCGCGGUCCCAUUCAAAUCAAAGCCAACCAAACCAUCCUAAUCGCAACAUCCAAAGCUUCCAUGGAUCCCGUAGCGUUCCCAAAUCCUGAGAAGUUGGACCCUCAUCGUCCAUUCAACUCGUAUGUUCUUCUUGGUCAUGGACUGCACUUCUGCUUUGGUGCAAGAUUGGUGGGUGUAUCGUUGGCUGCGACGCUCAAGGAAGUCUUCAAGUUGAAGAACUUGAGACGUGCUAAGGGUCGUGCUGGGCAGUUUUCGAUUGUUGAGCAUGAGGUCGCUGGGGUGAAGAUGAGGCAGUAUCUUGAUUCUUCUUCAAAGGAGUCGCCGAUUCCCACUACGCUUACUCUAGAGUAUGAUGAGUAG
Molecule: messenger RNA, 3192 nt
Organism: Aureobasidium namibiae CBS 147.97
Lineage: Eukaryota; Fungi; Ascomycota; Dothideomycetes; Dothideales; Saccotheciaceae
Product: linoleate diol synthase
Exons: 3
Coding region: 1-3192 (1063 amino acids)
Biological process (GO): response to oxidative stress
Molecular function (GO): oxidoreductase activity, acting on paired donors, with incorporation or reduction of molecular oxygen; heme binding; iron ion binding
Source: RefSeq, a predicted model, not a curated record